This is a messenger RNA of Salvelinus fontinalis (brook trout), 2742 nucleotides long. Its product is annotated as cyclic AMP-responsive element-binding protein 3-like protein 4. Lineage: Eukaryota; Metazoa; Chordata; Actinopteri; Salmoniformes; Salmonidae. The record is from RefSeq and is a predicted model, not a curated record. The transcript is spliced from 10 exons. Gene Ontology annotation, biological process: regulation of transcription by RNA polymerase II. Gene Ontology annotation, cellular component: nucleus. Gene Ontology annotation, molecular function: RNA polymerase II cis-regulatory region sequence-specific DNA binding; DNA-binding transcription factor activity, RNA polymerase II-specific. Bases 505 to 1890 code for a protein of 461 amino acids.
UGACAUGAGGACUAUAGUCGGAGAGUACAAUGUAACUCUUGUUUAUCCGGCUUGACAGGGAAGGGAAUCCUACACAUGAUCGAGGUAUAGUGUCAAACUGAACAUCUAAUUCGAAACAAUAAGGCAAUCGUUUACGAAUGUUGAAUUUUAAUGGAUCAACUUUAUUCAAGUUCCGCCAUUUAAUAGUGUGAGAUCAUUAUCUGAACACUUGGCAGAAAUAUGCAGGCAAUAGCCUACAACUUAGAAAACAUACGUAUAGACUGACUAUAGUUUAUUAAAGAAUUCUGGUGUGGGUCACGUGAUAUUAUUAUUUCUGCUAGCCUAACUUGUAGGUCUACAUAUUACAUUUGAGGCCAAAAAAGUCUAAUGGUUGUGAUUUUAUGAGGGGUACAAUUACUAUUGAGAAAGCCUAUCAGUUUUUAUUGCAACUGUGUGUGUGUGUGUGUGUGUGUGUGUGUGUGUGUGUGUGUGUGUGUGUGUGUGUGUGUGUGUGUGCGUACCAGGAUGCUGAUAUCCUCUUGCGAAAGGACUCCCACUGAUCAAACAGACAUGGAUGUAGAGAAUGGAGAGCUGUUUUUCGGACACAAGGAGGACAGUAUGACAGAGGAGAGUUGGGGACUGGAAGGGCCAUUUUCUUGCUCUGAUGUCAUCUAUGCUGGCUCUGAAAAACCCCUGGAUGAAUGCACGGUAGACCCCCAAAGUGGUCUAAACGACAGCGAGCCAGAGGAUGUGCUUUAUGCCAUCAACCCAAAUGAUGUCUUCCCUACCAGAGCCCCAGUGGAGACCUCCUCAGAGAGCGACAGUGGCAUCUCUGAGGAACCUUGCUCCGAGAGCCCCCUAGCUGCCACGGUGGACCCCUCUCAGGCCUCCACAACUAUCUAUCAGGUGGUCUAUGACAUCAGCACCCUGGCCAACAUCAAGACGGAGCCAGAGCAGCAUAGUGUCGAUGUCAUUUCCAUAGAACUCGAUGAGUGGCGUUCUCAGAUGUUGAUCUCGGAGUCCUGUAUUGUCAACGAGUUACCCCUAGUAUCCGCUGGGAGAUUUGACCAUGGUCACCUUUCUACCCACUCUGCUUCCACCUCAGGCCCCACCAGUCCAGACAGCCCACUGCUUUACCCUGACCUCACGCUGACUGAGGAGGAGCAGAAACUGCUGAACCAAGAGGGGAUCUCUCUGCCGAACAACAUGCCCCUUACCAAGGCUGAGGAACGGAUUCUGAAAAAAGUGAGACGCAAAAUACGCAACAAACAGUCAGCCCAGGACAGCCGUCGCAGGAAGAAGGACUAUGUGGAUGGGCUUGAGAGCAGGGCAGCGGCUUGCUCAGCGCAAAACCAAGAGCUGCAGAGGACCGUGGAACAGCUGGAGAAACACAACAUGUCUCUCCUGGCUCAGCUGCGUAGACUACAGUCGCUGAUCAAGCAGACGGUCACUAAAGCAGCACAGACCAGCACCUGCGUCAUGAUUAUCCUCUUCUCUCUGGGCCUCAUCAUCUUCCCAAGUUACAGCCCCUUCAACUGGGGCGCCUCAUCCAUAGAAAAGGACUAUACACCAAAAGGGGUUAUCUCCAGAAACAUCCUCACAGAUCCUGCUUCAUCCUUGCAAGCUUCUGAGGAUGUGGAUAACCAUAUCAUCCAGCCAGAUUCCCCACCCGUUUCCCGUGACCUCAGUCAAUCAGAUCCCCCAGAUGCUUCCAGAAUACUAAAGCAACCAAUAGAAAGUCCCGAAAUCACUGACAUUGAGGGUGUGGCCCUGGAGGAGAGCCAACCAGGGAACAGCUCGACUCUGGUUGACGGGCAGACUGAACCUCUGGCCCUGGGCCUGGUGUCCGCAACGGGAAAAGGGAGCACAAGCCUUGACCCCACCAAACCAGCCCACGCUGAUGAGAUGUAGACAGUGUUGAUUAACUAGUUUGACUGCAUUCCAUUUGCUUUAUAGAGCUCUUCAAAGCUCCUUGCAUUCAUUAUGGACAAUGGGAGGAAUAUGCUGGGGCAAUCCAAUAUGCUGCCCCAUCACAACAUUGGUUUUCAACCAGACCCCAUUGGGUGCCUUCAAUGUCUAACCAUUGCCUUACUCUUUUUUGGUGCUGUGGUGCAAACAAGGUUUAAUCUGGGAUUCGGUGGAAUGGUCUUCAAAAUGGGUUAAACAUUUUUGACUUUUCUAUUUAAGCGCCACUUCUUAAUGUUUGUAUGGUAAAGGUUUCAGUACAUUUCUAACUUUGAACUCCGAGGAGUUAGUUAGUACAUCCUGUGGGAAGGAUGAAGGUUGUUAGAUUGUAGCCUCAAAACACCACAGAUAUGAAUAUAUUGUUUUGGUUAUGCAUACUUUAAGUAAGUCUUAGUGUACAACACACACACUCCUUGAAAGUGAGCCUACACCGAUGGAUUAUGUUUUUGACUAACUACCUUAGUCGUGUGUACAUUAAAAUGUUUGUGAAACUGCCUAGCUAGUUUCUGACUGGCAUCUGUGCUCAAUGUAGUUUGCAGCUCCCAUAACUGAAUGCUGAGAGACUCAUUUUGCACUGUAAGCAAACUGGUAUAUCUUUUGUGUGUACUUAAAAAUGUUCUUUGGCCCUCAUUCGGUUAAGAGAUAAACAGUGUGUACAAUCCAAACAUGUCCUUAUCUUAAGCAUGACAUUGUGGUCCAAAUGUAUACUCUUCACAGAACUUGCUAUCCUAAUUUUAGUGGUUGCUGGUGUCCUAUUUUAUGUGCUUUACUUUAUAUUUAUUAAAUGGAACAAUACUG